CCGCCCUAAGAGCUCCGGCCGGAAACGCGGAACGGAGCGGAACGGAGCGGCAUCGGCCAUGGCGGCGGGGCGGGGGGCGGCGGUGCUGCGGCGGGCCUGGCGGCAGCGGCGAACGGCACUGCUGGAGCCCAGCUACACUCCGCUGGUGGCCGCCUGCCUCUGCUUGGCGGAGGGCGGUGUCAACCUAUGGGUCAUCCGCAGGGUCCCCUACACCGAGAUCGACUGGAAGGCCUACAUGGAGGAGGUGGAGGGGUUUGCCAACGGGACCCUCGACUACACCCGACUGAAGGGCGACACCGGGCCGCUGGUCUACCCCGCCGGCUUCGUCUACAUCUUUCUGGGCCUGUACUAUGCCACGGGCCGUGGCACUGACAUCCGCCUGGCACAGUACCUCUUCGCCGGCCUCUACCUCCUCAAUCUCCUCCUCGUCUUCCGUAUCUACUGCCGCACCAACAAGGUCCCCCCAUAUGUUUUCUUCUUCAUGUGCUGCGCUUCCUACCGUAUCCACUCCAUCUUUGUCCUGCGGCUCUUUAACGACCCUGUGGCCGUGGCCAUCCUCUUCCUCGCCAUCAACCUUUUCCUGGAGGAGCGCUGGUCCUGGGGAUGCUUCUUCUUCAGCCUGGCUGUGUCCGUGAAGAUGAACAUCCUGCUUUUCGCACCAGGACUUCUCUUCCUCCUCCUCCAACAGUUUGGUCUCUGGGGCUGUAUCCCCAAGCUCUGCAUCUGUGCCCUACUCCAGGUGGUUCUGGGGCUGCCCUUCCUGGUGGUGAACCCUGUGGGGUACCUGACUCGCUCCUUUGACCUGGGCCGUCAGUUCCAGUUCAAAUGGACAGUAAACUGGCGCUUCCUCCCAGAAGAGGUUUUCCAGAAUCGGGCUUUCCAUGCCAUGCUACUCGUGGUUCACCUGGCUGGCCUGGGGCUCUUUGCACUGCACCGGUGGCACAGGUCCAAAGAGAGCAUCCUGGCUCUCCUGAAGGACCCUGCCGAACGGAAACACACAUCCCCUCCCUUGACUGUCAACAAGAUCGUCUUCGUCCUCUUCUCCUCCAACUUUCUGGGUGUUUGCUGCAGCCGCUCCUUGCACUACCAGUUCUACGUCUGGUAUUUCCACACACUGCCCUACUUACUGUGGUGCACCCCUACUGCCAAGCUUGCCCACAUGCCCAAGGUGCUGCUGCUGGGUGUCAUCGAGCUCUGCUGGAACACCUAUCCCUCCACAGUCUGCAGCUCCCUCUCCCUCCACAUCUGCCACGUACUCGUCCUACUCCAGCUGUGGUACGGCACAGCCCCCUCGCCGGUGACACACACACCCCCACCAAGCAGGAGGCCCACAGCCAUCUCCAAGAAGGUCCAGUGAGAGCAGAGCCAGCCGGAGGAUGGGAAAUGGCCUCUGGGACUGCCUCUUCUGCCUGCUCUUUCCCCACCUGGCUCCCAGGCUGCCUCCAGCCAUCCCAGGAGGGACUGCGAGCCCUGGAACUGUGCAAAGGGGGCAGCGUGGGGACCCCUGACAGGCAGGACUUCCCCAAUAAAGGGGGCUUUGUGUGCCCUUCUCUGGCUGCA
This is a messenger RNA of Pezoporus flaviventris, 1560 nucleotides long. It is a transcript of the gene ALG3, whose product is annotated as ALG3 alpha-1,3- mannosyltransferase. Lineage: Eukaryota; Metazoa; Chordata; Aves; Psittaciformes; Psittacidae. Gene Ontology annotation, molecular function: dol-P-Man:Man(5)GlcNAc(2)-PP-Dol alpha-1,3-mannosyltransferase activity. Gene Ontology annotation, cellular component: endoplasmic reticulum. Bases 59 to 1357 code for a protein of 432 amino acids. The record is from RefSeq and is a predicted model, not a curated record. The transcript is spliced from 9 exons.